UCGAUAUAUCAGAACAGUAGGCAGAAAAUUAUAGUUUAUGCAGCGUUCGUUCUUACAAAUCAUAUGAUAGAAUUCAGUUUGGAUUUAUCAGUUCUAUUUUCGCAUGUAAUCCUGUCUUUGAUCGCUGUUAAAUUAUCGUUCGUAAAGUUACGUUCAUUUUUUAAACACGUGUAUUAUUAUAUUUAGUGACUUUUGUUAAAUAUAUAAUAGAACAUUUAUAACAUGGCAGAAAAAAAGAGGGUACUUAUGAUUUGUUUAGGCAACAUUUGUCGUUCACCUAUCGCAGAGGCUGUAUUUAUUGAUCAAAUAAAUAAAUUGGAUGUAAAUCAUUUAUGGGAAGUGGACAGUGCAGCUCUUAUUGGAUAUCACACAGGUAAAGGUCCUGAUCAUAGAGCUAUGUCUACACUAAGGAAAAAUGGUAUCAAUAAUUACUCACAUAAAGCAAGGCCUAUUACAGAACACGACUUCACUGCAUUUGAUUGGAUAUUUGGGAUGGAUACUAAUAAUAUCAAUGAGUUAAAUGAUAUGAAACCUAGUAAUUGCACUGCUAAAAUAGAGUUUCUUGGAAGUUAUGAUCCUCAAGGAGAAGUUAUAAUAAGAGAUCCUUAUUAUGAUAGUGAUAGCGCUGGAUUUCAUAAAGUGUACGAACAAUGUGUACGUAGUAUAAAAGGUUUUCUAGAAAAACACAGAUAAUAAAUUUUGAUUAUAACAUUAUGAAAAUAAUUAUUUCAUACAUUAUUGGAAAAUUGUAUAUUUAAGAAUCUGUAAAAAGACAAUAAACACUGAACAAACAUUA
Nomia melanderi (Alkali bee) is the source of this 796-nucleotide messenger RNA. Its product is annotated as low molecular weight phosphotyrosine protein phosphatase-like. Gene Ontology annotation, molecular function: non-membrane spanning protein tyrosine phosphatase activity; acid phosphatase activity. Gene Ontology annotation, cellular component: cytoplasm. The record is from RefSeq and is a predicted model, not a curated record. Gene Ontology annotation, biological process: protein dephosphorylation. NCBI's taxonomy places the organism in Eukaryota, Metazoa, Arthropoda, Insecta, Hymenoptera, Halictidae.